GCAGGUCUCCGUGUGACGUCACAGAGCCUACCCGGAAGUUGCUCACCGAGCUGAAACCGGCUCAACAGAUGGUAAACGUUCAUCUGACACUUCUGAGAGGACUAGAACAUGUUUACAAGCUCUUCGUGGACCUCGUGAAGAAGUCCUCCAGACCUCCGGAUGGCCCCUUGGAGGAGGAAGGCCGACGGGACGGGGGAACGCGCUUCCGAGGCGGACACCAUCGUCCCCACCCCCACCCAGAAGCACAGUAUCUGCAUGGUCUCGGACUUCUUCUACCCCAAUAUGGGCGGGGUCGAGAGCCACAUCUACCAGCUGUCGCAGUGCCUGAUGGAGAAGGGCCACAAGGUGGUGAUCGCCACGCACGCGUACGGCCGCCGGAAGGGCGUGCGCUACCUGACUGGCGGGCUGAAGGUGUACUACCUGCCCCUGCAGGUGAUGUACAACCAGUCCACCGCCACCAGCUGCUUCCACAGCCUGCCGCUGCUGCGCUGCGUGUUCGUGAGGGAGGCGGUCACCGUGGUGCACGCCCACAGCUCCUUCUCCGCCAUGGCCCACGACGCCCUGUUCCACGCCAAGACCAUGGGUCUGAACACGGUGUUCACUGACCACUCCCUCUUUGUGUCUCAGGUGUUCACUGACCACUCCCUCUUCGGCUUUGCGGACAUGAGCUCGGUCCUGACCAACAAGCUGCUGACGGUGUCGUUGUGCGACACCACCCACAUCGUGUGCGUCUCCUACACCAGCAAGGAGAACACGGUGCUACGGGCGGCGCUGGACCCCCGCAUCGUCUCCGUCAUCCCCAACGCCGUGGACCCCACCGACUUCACCCCCGACCCCGCCCGGGCCCCCAGGGGCCGCAUCACCGUGGUGGUGAUCAGCAGACUGGUGUACCGCAAGGGCAUCGACCUCCUGGGGGGCAUCAUCCCGGAGCUCUGCCUCAGACACCCCGACCUUGACUUCCUGAUCGGGGGGGAGGGGCCUAAGAGGAUCGUCCUGGAGGAGGUGAGGGAGAAGUACCAGCUGCACGACAGGGUGCGCCUGCUGGGGGCCCUGGAGCACCGGGAGGUCCGGGACGUCCUGGUGCAGGGGCACAUCUUCCUCAACACCUCCCUGACCGAGGCCUUCUGCAUGGCCAUCGUGGAGGGGGCCAGCUGCGGCCUGCAGGUGGUGAGUACCCGUGUGGGGGGGAUCCCCGAGGUGCUCCCUGAUGACCUCAUCCUGCUGUGUGACCCCACCGUGCGCUCGCUGAGCGACGGGCUGGAGGCCGUGAUUGGCCGGCUGCGGCGCGGCGCAGUGGCCUCGCCCGCCGCCGUGCACGCCCGCGUGAGGAGCCUCUACACCUGGAGGGACGUGGCGGAGCGCACCGAGAAGGUGUAUGACCGGGUGUGUGUGGAGGAGGUCCUCCCGCUGGCCGGCCGGUUGCUCCGCCUCCGGGACCACUGCGGGGGCGUGGCCGGCUCCAUCUUCGCCUUCGUCGCCGUCCUCAACUUCCUGUUCCUGCUGCUGCUGCGCUGGCUGGUCCCGGACCAGGGCAUGGACCGCGCCCUGGACGCCAGCGGGCCCCAGGCGCUGUGGGGGCCCCCGCAACGGGACCCGCCAGCAGAGGAGGCUGGAGAGGGGUCCCAACCGCAGAGGGACCCCUGGUCUGAUGGGGCCCCUACAGCAGAGGGACCCCUGGUCUGAUGGGGCCCCUACAGCAGAGGGACCCCUGGUCUGAUGGAGCCCCUACAGCAGAGGGACCCCUGGUCUGAUGGGGCCCCUACAGCAGAGGGACCCCUGGUCUGAUGGGGCCCCUACAGCAGAGGGACCCCUGGUCUGAUGGGGCCCCUACAGCAGAGGGACCCCUGGUCUGAUGGGGCCCCUACAGCAGAGGGACCCCUGGUCUGAUGGGGCCCCUACAGCAGAGGGACCCCUGGUCUGAUGGGGCCCCUACAGCAGAGGGACCCCUGGUCUGAUGGAGCCCCUACAGCAGAGGGACCCCUGGUCUGAUGGAGCCCCUACAGCAGAGGGACCCCUGGUCUGAUGGGGCCCCUACAGCAGAGGGACCCCUGGUCUGAUGGGGCCCCUACAGCAGAGGGACUUCGGUCGUCUUCAUGAACACUGGAUUGUUUCUAUGGAGGGACACACAAGGUCCUCCCAGAGGGGCCCCUCCGGUCUCGGGGGGGGGGGGGGGUCUCCAGGUCUCCAGGGGGCCCCUCCAGGGCCACAGGCCUUUAGGGUCUGGCAGCGUUGGACUUUUCUGCACCAAGAUGUUUAACCCCUACAGACUGGCCAGAUGUUUAACCCCUACAGACUGGCCAGAUGUUUAACCCCUACAGACUGGCCAGAUGUUUAACCCCUACAGACUGGCCAGAUGUUUAACCCCUACAGACUGGCCAGAUGUUUAACCCCUACAGACUGGCCAGAUGUUUAACCCCUACAGACUGGCCAGAUGUUUAACCACUAGAGACUGGCCAGAUGUUUAACCCCUACAGACUGGCCAGAUGUUUAACCCCUACAGACUGGCCAGAUGUUUAACCCCUACAGACUGGCCAGAUGUUUAACCCCUAGAGACUGGCCAGAUGUUUAACCCCUACAGACUGGCCAGAUGUUUAACCCCUACAGACUGGCCAGAUGUUUAACCCCUACAGACUGGCCAGAUGUUUAACCACUAGAGACUGGCCAGAUGUUUAACCCCUACAGACUGGCCAGAUGUUUGACCACUAGAGACUGGCCAGAUGUUUAACCACUAGAGACUGGCCAGAUGUUCAACCCCUAGAGACUGGCCAGAUGUUUAACCACUAGAGACUGGCCAGAUGUUCAACCCCUAGAGACUGGCCAGAUGUUUGACCACUAGAGACUGGCCAGAUGUUUGACCACUAGAGACUGGCCAGAUGUUUAACCCCUACAGACUGGCCAGAUGUUCAACCCCUAGAGACUGGCCAGAUGUUUAACCACUAGAGACUGGCCAGAUGUUUAACCAAUAGAGACUGGCCAGAUGUUUAACCCCUACAGACUGGCCAGAUGUUCAACCCCUAGAGACUGGCCAGAUGUUUAACCACUAGAGACUGGCCAGAUGUUCAACCCCUAGAGACUGGCCAGAUGUUUAACCACUAGAGACUGGCCAGAUGUUCAACCACUAGAGACUGGCCAGAUGUUUGACCACUAGAGACUGGCCAGAUGUUCAACCCCUAGAGACUGGCCAGAUGUUUAACCCCUACAGACUGGCCAGAUGUUUAACCCCUACAGACUGGCCAGAUGUUCAACCCCUAGAGACUGGCCAGAUGUUUGACCACUAGAGACUGGCCAGAUGUUUAACCCCUAGAGACUGGCCAGAUGUUUGACCACUAGAGACUGGCCAGAUGUUUAACCACUAGAGACUGGCCAGAUGUUCAACCCCUAGAGACUGGCCAGAUGUUUGACCACUAGAGACUGGCCAGAUGUUUGACCACUAGAGACUGGCCAGAUGUUUAACCCCUACAGACUGGCCAGAUGUUCAACCCCUAGAGACUGGCCAGAUGUUUAACCACUAGAGACUGGCCAGAUGUUUAACCACUAGAGACUGGCCAGAUGUUUAACCACUAGAGACUGGCCAGAUGUUUGACCAAUAGAGACUGGCCAGAUGUUUGACCACUAGAGACUGGCCAGAUGUUCAACCCCUAGAGACUGGCCAGAUGUUUAACCACUAGAGACUGGCCAGAUGUUCAACCACUAGAGACUGGCCAGAUGUUUGACCACUAGAGACUGGCCAGAUGUUCAACCCCUAGAGACUGGCCAGAUGUUUAACCCCUACAGACUGGCCAGAUGUUUAACCCCUACAGACUGGCCAGAUGUUCAACCCCUAGAGACUGGCCAGAUGUUUGACCACUAGAGACUGGCCAGAUGUUUAACCCCUAGAGACUGGCCAGAUGUUUGACCACUAGAGACUGGCCAGAUGUUCAGCCCCUAGAGACUGGCCAGAUGUUCAACCCCUAGAGACUGGCCAGAUGUUUAACCCCUAGAGACUGGCCAGAUGUUUAACCACUAGAGACUGGCCAGAUGUUUAACCACUAGAGACUGGCCAGAAGUUAGGGCGCUGUGACCAGCGGCCGGUGAUCUCUGGCCUCCGCUCCGAGAGUGUCUGACUGCCUUCUAAGGACGCUGAUGUUUGAUUUGCACCCUAACGAUCGACGGCCCCCGGGCACACACAUGCUAAUCAGGGCCCCUCGACUCAGCGCUCUGGGGCGGAGGAACAGAUUAGAAUGCUAAUCAGGAUGUAUUUUUGUAAAUGCUUUUGGCACAGUGAAAGUAUAUUUCUAUAAAUAACAUUUCCUACCAACA
Molecule: messenger RNA, 4299 nt
Organism: Gadus morhua (Atlantic cod)
Lineage: Eukaryota; Metazoa; Chordata; Actinopteri; Gadiformes; Gadidae
Gene: piga
Product: phosphatidylinositol glycan anchor biosynthesis, class A
Exons: 7
Coding region: 160-1683 (507 amino acids)
Biological process (GO): GPI anchor biosynthetic process
Cellular component (GO): glycosylphosphatidylinositol-N-acetylglucosaminyltransferase (GPI-GnT) complex
Molecular function (GO): phosphatidylinositol N-acetylglucosaminyltransferase activity
Source: RefSeq, a predicted model, not a curated record